GGCACAUAUUCACACCUCACAGCAACCCACUGCGUGGGCAACAAGUUACCAGGGGAUAUAUACCUUUCUUCACCCUAGCAGACCUAGACUCCUCAGCUUCUGUCACCCUAGACUGACUCCUUCCAUGAGAUUCGAAUAAGUGGCUGGUAUUUGCAUGAAGACAUGGGGGUGAAAAAACCUUGGAUCCAACUUCAGAAACGUCUCAACUGGUGGGUCAGAGAACAAGACUGGAACCAGCAUGUGGAUCAGCUUCAUAUGCUACAGCAGAAAAGUAUUUGGGAGUCACCACUGCUUAGAGCAGCCAAGGAAAAUGAUAUGUGCACACUUAAGAGACUUCAACAUGACCAGAACUGUGACUUCCGACAAAGAGGAGCUCUGGGGGAGACAGCACUGCAUGUAGCAGCCCUCUAUGACAACCUGGAUGCUGCUAUAAUGCUGAUGGAGACUGCUCCAUACUUGGUCACGGAGUCUACACUGUGUGAGCCAUUUGUAGGUCAGACUGCACUGCACAUCGCAAUUAUGAACCAGAAUGUGAACCUGGUCCGUGCCCUGCUAGCCCGAGGAGCCAGUGCCUCCGCCAGGGCUACAGGUUCUGCCUUCCAUCGAAGUUCCCACAACCUCAUCUACUAUGGAGAACAUCCUUUGUCCUUUGCUGCCUGUGUGGGUAGUGAGGAGAUUGUUAGACUGCUCAUUGAGCAUGGAGCUGACAUUCGGGCCCAGGACUCCUUGGGAAAUACAGUACUACACAUACUUGUCCUACAGCCCAACAAAACCUUUGCCUGCCAGAUGUACAACCUGCUACUCUCCCAUGAUGGGGGAGACCACCUGAAGUCCCUGGAACUUGUGCCCAACAACCAAGGACUCACCCCCUUCAAGCUGGCUGGGGUGGAAGGCAACACUGUGAUGUUUCAACACCUGAUGCAAAAACGGAAGCACAUCCAGUGGUCAUUAGGACCCCUAACAUCUUCCAUUUAUGAUCUCACAGAAAUUGACUCCUGGGGUGAGGACUUGUCCUUUCUGGAGCUUGUGGUUUCCUCCAAGAAGAAAGAGGCUCGUCAGAUUCUAGAACAAACCCCUGUGAAGGAGCUGGUGAGCCUGAAGUGGAAGAAAUAUGGACAACCCUAUUUCUGCCUCCUGGGUAUGCUGUACAUCUUCUACAUGAUCUGCUUCACCACAUGCUGUGUUUACCGCCCCCUCAAGUUCCGUGAUGCCAACCGUACACAUGUUAGAGAUAACACCGUCCUGGAACAGAAACCACUACAGGAAGCGUAUGUGACUUACCAGGAUAAGGUCCGGCUGGUGGGAGAACUCGUGACAGUCAUUGGGGCUGUGGUUAUUCUACUCAUAGAGAUCCCAGACAUCUUCAGAGUUGGUGCCUCUCGCUACUUUGGACACACAGUUCUUGGGGGUCCAUUCCAUGUCAUUAUCAUCACAUAUGCCUCCCUUGUGCUACUGAUUAUGGUGAUGAGGCUUACCAGUAUGAAUGGGGAGGUGGUCCCCAUAUCCAUGGCCUUGGUACUGGGCUGGUGUAGUGUCAUGUACUUCUCCCGAGGAUUCCAGAUGCUGGGCCCCUUCACAAUCAUGAUUCAGAAGAUGAUUUUUGGAGACCUACUGCGCUUCUGCUGGCUAAUGGCUAUGGUCAUCCUCGGAUUUGCCUCUGCCUUCUAUAUCAUCUUCCAGACAGAGGAUCCAGAGAGUCUGGGAGAAUUCUCCGACUACCCUACAGCAAUGUUCAGCACCUUUGAGCUCUUCCUUACCAUCAUUGACGGUCCGGCCAAUUACAGUGUGGAUCUACCCUUCAUGUACCACCUAACCUAUUUUGCUUUUGCCAUCAUCGCCACACUACUCAUGCUCAAUUUGUUCAUUGCCAUGAUGGGUGACACUCACUGGCGAGUGGCCCAGGAGAGGGACGAACUCUGGAGAGCACAGGUUGUAGCCACCACAGUGAUGCUGGAGAGGAAAAUGCCCCGUUUCCUGUGGCCUCGCUCUGGUAUCUGUGGUUGCGAAUAUGGCCUGGGAGACCGCUGGUUCUUACGGGUUGAACACCACCAGGAGCAGAAUCCGUAUCGAGUACUUCGCUAUGUGGAAGCUUUCAAAUCUUCAGACAAGGAGGAAGUACAAGAACAACUAUCUGAGAAGCAGCCUUCUGGGACUGAGACUGGGACUUUAGCUAGAGGCUCUGUGGUUCUGCAAACGCCUCCUUUGUCCAGGACUACAUCCCUAAGCAGCAAUAGCCACCGUGGAUGGGAAAUUCUCCGUCGAAACACCCUGGGACAUUUGAAUCUUGGACAAGACCUUGGUGAGGGAGACGGAGAGGAGAUCUACCAUUUCUGAAGAGAAUUCUGUUUCUCUAGACCUAGCCCCAGGUGGGCCAGGGUGUAGAAGAGAAAGGGGUAGUUAGGGGUGGGCAGGGAGAAGGAGAGAGCUGAUUUGCAAGAAUCUGAAUUCUAUGGUUAUGAAUAGUUGGAGGGUAUGGGCAGUGGCCAUCUUGUGUUGUAUGUACCUUAUAAGUUCCUCUAAAGCUCAUUUCCUGAGAACCAGGCAUCUGAGCAUAUGAAAUGGAGGCUAAUUGUCAUCUUGGGUUGACAUCUAGACCAUCUAUUUUGUGCCUUGAAUAGAACCAGAAAGCAGUAAGUCAGGAAACUUGCCCGAUUCUAUAACGUAUAAUGUGGAAAGAACCAUCAUACCAUGAACAUCCUUCCCAUCUCUUUAGACUUCCUAGGACUCUCUUCCCAGCUAGCAAAUCCCAAUGUAGAAAACUACAGGAAAAAAAUAUUUCCUUAUCCUGUUUUAAUUUUUCUCUUAUGUCAAAAAAAUAUACAUUACAUAAAACUUAUCAUUUUUACUAUUUUCAGUAUAAAGUACAUUCAGAUUAUUGUAUAAAUAUCACUAGUAUUCAUCUACAAAAGGUUUUCAUCUCAGACACCAAAACUCCUGUCCACCAAUAACUCUCUACUAUUCCUUCUCGUUAGUCCUCAAUAACCAUUAUUUUACUUCCUGACUAUGAAUUGAUUGUAGGUGCUUUAUUUAAAAACCGACUGGAAAAGACAUGAUCCGUUGCACUUGCCUUGUUUUGUUUAAUAUAGUAGUUUCAAGGUUUCUUCUAUUCUCUAGAGGUAUCAGAAUUUCAUUUCUCUUUAAGUCUGAAUAUCUACACCUUACUUCAUUCAUCCAUCUAUCAAUGAGUUUUCUUAUCUUCUGUUUACUGUGAACAUUGCUGCUAUGAAAAUAAAGUGUGCAUGUCUAUAGAGGCCCUUGUCUCUAAUUCUUUGCUGUUGUAGAAGAAUCAUAUGCCUAGAAAUUGAACUGAUGUAUUGCAUGACAGCCCCAUGUUUAAUACUUUAGAUAAACUACCAUAAUGUUUCCAUAGUAGCCUUCAGCAUUUUAUAGCUUCUGCUAGUGGGUAUGAAAUGCUAUCUCAUUGUAGUUUUGAUUUGCCUUUCCCUAAAGACUAAGGAUAUUGAGUCUCUUUUCAUGCUAUUAUUUAUGGACUAAUUUUUAUCACUGCACUGCCUUCUGGUUUUCAGAGGCUGAGUCUGAGGUGCUAGUAUCUCCUUUGAAUCCUAAUGUACUUUAUAAUUGGUGAGGCAUAUUUUUCUUUGUUUAAAUGGCUCGAUCAUUUUUUUCUAUAGGACCGUCUAUUCUUUAGGUUCUACUUUGCAAGUUAUCCUCUUUGAUGCUGAAAGCAUAGGUUCCUGUUUUUAUCUUGAGACUGCCAUACUCCACACCCUUCUCUCAUCACCUCAGUCAGAGAGUCAAACAUGCUGUUGCUGUUGGCAAAGCAAAGAAAUAAGUAAGGUCUGGGAAGUUUUAGACAGGUGCAUUCCAAUACAAAUAUUCAAAGCUGUAUGCCAAUAGUAAACUAUCACAAAAAAUGUUCACAGACCUCUGUUGGUAUGAAACUUAACAGGGCUGAGUUACGAUUAAGUUUUAUUUUCUUUCAUAGUGGAAGCCCUUCCAUCUUAUGUAUAGUUAAACUUCAUCUGUGUUUUAGACUGUCCAAGAUCUAGUUCCUUCUGCAUUUUCAGAUGCCAGGGAUGUACCUAUCUCUGCUUCUUCUGACCUUUCUCAUUUGUGACAUCUCUAACCUCUCUUUCUCCAUCACCUUCGACAGCAAGGACGUUGUAUUAUUUAAACACCCUCCUUCAAAUCCAACUCCCUCCAACAGUUGCUGAACGCCCAUCACUUUUAUUCCCUCUUCAAAACGAAAUGUCUUAGGAGUCGAUUCCACUAUCUACUGGCUUCCCCUGAUUUCUCAGCCCUUUGUGAUUUGAUCUAGUUUUCUGUAUGCUACAGAUUCCACUCUUGUUAUCUCCCUAAAGAUAAACCUACUCAUUCAUCUCAGUUUUUGCUGAUCUCUAUAUAUUACAAAAGACUAUUCAACACUCUUCACUUUCCUACCAGUCCGGCUGAUUUUGCUUUACCACAACUUAUAAAAAUUUUGGUCUACAGGGCUUUUUCUUUCUUAUUACCUUACUUACUGCCAUAGAUCCCACACACGCGCUCAUGGUUUUGAAGGGUUUAUUUUCAUCUCACAUCUGUCUUCUGAGCUCCAGGCAUGAACAACUUAGAUGUCCCACUGUUAGACUUGUUCUACUGUGAUGUUUUAUAGACACCUAGAGCUCAGGUUUUACUCAUCAUCAAACUUGCAUCUCUAUCCAUAUCCUCAACCAUGUUAAAUGUCAGAGUAACAGGCAAGAUUUCCUAAACCACAGUUCUGGGAAUCAUCCUUAAUACUCGGUCUCAACCCUCAUAUCAAGGACGUUCAAGACCAAUGGAUAGACAGCCCAUUACUUAUCGUUAAAGUAAACUAAUUCUGAUUAAGCACACAAAAAA
This is a messenger RNA of Rattus norvegicus (Norway rat), 4836 nucleotides long. RefSeq names its product transient receptor potential cation channel, subfamily V, member 5 (gene Trpv5). Gene Ontology annotation, biological process: renal absorption; calcium ion import across plasma membrane; regulation of urine volume. Gene Ontology annotation, molecular function: calcium channel activity; monoatomic ion channel activity. Gene Ontology annotation, cellular component: membrane; apical plasma membrane; plasma membrane. NCBI's taxonomy places the organism in Eukaryota, Metazoa, Chordata, Mammalia, Rodentia, Muridae. The transcript is spliced from 15 exons. The record is from RefSeq and is marked provisional. Bases 163 to 2334 code for a protein of 723 amino acids.